AUCAUCAACAGCAAUCACAAUGGCUAAGCCUAAAGCAUCUCCUGCUAAAAGUGAUCUUGAACAUCCUUCCAUUGAGUCAUACAAACCAGGUCAAUUGGUACUAUCAAAGGCAAGAAACUAUCCUCCUUGGCCAGCGGUCGUUAUCCCUCUAGCAUACUGUCCUAAAGAUGUCAAAAAAAAGUUUAAAAGGGAUGCCAUUCUUGUCAAAUAUCUAAAUGAUCCAACUUGGUAUUGGAAUAGUUACAAAACAAUCUCCCCUUUGACUAGAGAAAUGCUUCAAGACUUUAGAGCAGAAUCCAAAGCUGGGACUCAUAUGAGCUCUGAUGACCCUGUUAUGGAAAAGGCAUUCAGUGAUGCUGUUGCUUACCAGGCUUUGAACUCUAAAGCUUUGGAGAAAUUGCUAAGGGAAAAUAAUCUUUUGUCCAAAGAUGAAGAAUAUAUUGAAUAUGAGAGUUGGCUUGAAGAAAAGAAAAAACCGGAAACUGUUAAAAAAUCUGGUAGAAAGAGCUCGGUGGCAAUGAGUAAAGAGUCUACAGAGGAACCACCAAGGAAGAAGAAGGUAAAGCAACCCACACCAGAGAAGAAGAAACCAACGUUCGAAGAAUUAGCAAAUAGAGCCGUUUGGUUCAGAUCUAAACUACAAAGAGGAUUAAUACAAAGAAGAACAGACCCAACAGAAGCUGAAUUGUCAAGUAUUUCUAAUGUUUUCAAAGAUUUGGAGAAUUUUAGUGAUUCGAUAAAUUCAGAUUUAUUAAAAGUUUCAAAAAUUCACAAGGUGCUGAAAGCUAUAACAAGGGUAGAAACUUUGAAGAGACCUGAUGAUUACAAGUUCCAUGAUAGAAGUAUUGACCUAAUUCUUAAGUGGGAACCAUAUAUUGCAGAGCUAAAGAGUGAAAAAUCUAAUGGUGAUUUGAACGAUACUCCAAAUUCAACAUUUGAAGUUCAUGAUCAUAGUAGUAGUCCUAAAAAAGAAAAUGGUGACAAGAAAGAGAUUUUGAAAGAGGAAGGGAAUGGAAAUGAAGCUGAAAAAACAUUACCAAAAGGUGAGGUCAAGGAGGAAUCAACAGAUAAGUCUAAAGAGACUAAGGAGGACUCAAAACAGCAAAUAAAUGAGAAGUCAAAAGAAGAAGUUAAGGAAGAAUCCAAUGAAUUAGCUAAAGAAGCUUUGAAUGAACAAGAGGAGAAGAAGGAAGGUGGUGAAGCUAUUGCAGAAACAGAUGGUAAUGAAUCUAAUAAACCAGUGGAAUCUGGGGCUUAGAUGGAAUUUUAAUAUUUAAUGUUUUUUCCAAUAGAUUUUGAAGCAGACCAAACCAACUUGAAUAAUUUCAAUAAUCUACACUCUAAUUUGACAACAAUAGUCCCCUAUAAAUAGUUGGUCUCUACGUUUGUUUUAUUCGUAUGCCCAUUUUAAUUCAUAUUCAACCCUUGCUAGUUG
Molecule: messenger RNA, 1435 nt
Organism: Hansenula anomala
Lineage: Eukaryota; Fungi; Ascomycota; Saccharomycetes; Phaffomycetales; Wickerhamomycetaceae
Gene: PDP3
Product: Pdp3p
Exons: 2
Coding region: 272-1258 (328 amino acids)
Source: RefSeq, a predicted model, not a curated record